This is a messenger RNA of Ricinus communis (castor bean), 1913 nucleotides long. RefSeq names its product uroporphyrinogen decarboxylase 1, chloroplastic. The record is from RefSeq and is a predicted model, not a curated record. The transcript is spliced from 8 exons. Lineage: Eukaryota; Viridiplantae; Streptophyta; Magnoliopsida; Malpighiales; Euphorbiaceae. The coding region runs from base 124 to 1422 and encodes 432 amino acids. Gene Ontology annotation, biological process: porphyrin-containing compound biosynthetic process. Gene Ontology annotation, molecular function: uroporphyrinogen decarboxylase activity.
AGUGACAACAAGCCACAUGUGAAAAAUCCACUGCGACCGUUUUCGUCUAUCCUUAAAAAUCCUCUUCCCUUGAGCAGAACUCCAUUUUCUUUAACUUCUCUACAAAAUUCAAUCUCUUUUCGGAUGGCUGCCGUACUCGAAUCCCUUACUAUUCCAUGCGCUUCUGCUUUGCCCUCCAAAUCUUCUCUUUCUGCUUCUAUAAAUCGGAGACCGGCUGCGAGGUUAAGAAAAGCCAAAUGUCUGAAGGUCGGCUUCGCUGCUACUACUCGCUCCUUGACUCCUUCUAAACUUGCUCGUAGUGGAAGGAUCGUUUGCCAGGCUCAGGAUGCUGCUGUUGAAGAUCCACUUUUGGUUAAGGCUGCCAGAGGAGAACCUGUCAGUAGGCCUCCAGCAUGGAUGAUGCGUCAGGCAGGAAGGUAUAUGGCAGUUUACCGAAAGGUUGCAGAGAAAUACCCAUCCUUCAGAGAAAGGUCAGAGACAACUGAUCUCAUUGUGGAAAUUUCUUUGCAGCCGUGGGAAGCUUUUCAUCCAGAUGGUGUUAUUAUUUUCUCUGACAUACUUACUCCUUUACCUGCAUUUGGUGUCCCAUUUGACAUAGAAGAAGUAAGGGGACCUGUUAUUCAGACUCCAAUUUGUUCUGAAGAAGGAUUAAAAGCUCUGCAUCCCAUUGAACUAGAGAAACUCCAUUUUGUGGGGGAUUCUCUAAGAAUAUUGCGACGCGAGGUUGAUGGGCGUGCUGCAGUUUUAGGUUUUGUUGGAGCACCUUGGACAAUUGCUACAUAUAUAGUGGAAGGGGGUACGACUCGCACAUAUACAACCAUAAAGAGCAUGUGUCAUACAGCACCACAUGUAUUAAGGGCUCUUCUCUCUCAUUUGACACAGGCAAUAUCUGAAUAUAUUGUUUUUCAAGUGGAGUCUGGGGCUCAGUGCAUACAAAUAUUUGAUUCUUGGGGUGGACAGCUACCACCUGAAAUGUGGGACUGUUGGUCAAAGCCAUAUAUUGAAGAGGUAGUUCGUAAAGUAAGGAGUAAGUGCCCUGAAAUACCCCUUGUUCUCUACAUCAAUGGAAAUGGUGGCCUUCUUGAACGUAUGAAAGGAACUGGAGUUGAUGUGAUUGGCUUAGACUGGACAGUGGAUAUGGCAGAUGGAAGGAAGCGUUUGGGUAGUGGGAUCAGUGUACAGGGAAAUGUAGACCCUGCGUACUUAUUUUCACCUCUCUCUGCAUUGACUGAUGAAAUUCAAAGAGUGGUGAGAUGUGCGGGGCCGAAGGGGCACAUUCUCAAUCUUGGACAUGGUGUUCUUGUUGGGACUCCUGAAGAAGCUGUUGCUCAUUUCUUUGAAGUUGCAAGAAGCCUGAAGUAUAAUACACCUCUGCAAAAUCAAGUGGCAGAAGAACCAGAAUUGGGCUUCUUGGCAAGUUAAGGUGCUUUCACAAGGGCGAGCCUUGGUGCCGCCGGUGAAGUUGUUCCUUUGGUGAUCUGUAGGUCAUGGGAUUGAGGUGUGAAAACAGCCUCUUUUCAAGAUUGUAAGGGGAAGGCUGUAACUAUGAGCUCACCCUUCCCCUUCCCCCACAGUAGUUGGGCUGUAUUCUGUGCACUGGGCAAGUCCUGAGGUGUAUCCAUCUCUAAACAAGUGGAUUUUGGGAAAGUCCAGUUCAUGAACUAAUUAUGCAGUGGAAAGAAUGCUGAAAAUGGCUUUUGGUGCUGGCAGAUGAAGACAAGCCAUUUCAGGAUACUGGAGCAGGGUGGUGUAUCAACUACUUUAUCUUUUGGAUAAAUAUCAAAUGAUACGAUAGAGAUGAGCUCUUAUAAUCUUGUAUAUUUUGUUAUUAAGGUUUUGUAAUAUUACAAUUAUGCAUAUUCGAUUUAGAUAUAAUUGUAUACUAUUAUUUUUAUAUAGAAUAAUUAUAAUUA